Molecule: messenger RNA, 1608 nt
Organism: Dreissena polymorpha
Lineage: Eukaryota; Metazoa; Mollusca; Bivalvia; Myida; Dreissenidae
Product: syntaxin-18-like
Exons: 11
Coding region: 20-1069 (349 amino acids)
Biological process (GO): retrograde vesicle-mediated transport, Golgi to endoplasmic reticulum; intracellular protein transport
Cellular component (GO): membrane; endoplasmic reticulum; SNARE complex
Molecular function (GO): SNAP receptor activity
Source: RefSeq, a predicted model, not a curated record
AAAGCGCUUUGUUGACAACAUGGCAGACAUCACAAAUCUUUUCAAGGCGACAGUAAAGACGCUUAAAUCUAAAGAUAAAGGCUCGACAAAAAUUAAAUCCAAAGACGAUGCUACCCAGAUUCUAUCAAAGCCGAAGCAGAGAGGAAAAUUUGAAUCUCUAUCGAAAGAAGUGGUCUCUACCAUAAGCAAACUGAAAGAAUUUCUACUUGAACACAGAAAGGAAUAUGUGAAUGCCGGAAGCCUUCUGAGUGGAGAGACAUCACGCAUGACGGACACUGAACGAGAGCACAUCGACAAUGAAGCUCAGAACAUCAUCCGCAAGUGUCAGGAAACCCUGGCUACCAUAUGCAAAAAUGCCGAGACAGAAAGGGUUCAUCCCCAGGUGAAGGAGCACAGAGAGGGAGUUCUGGCACUGAUCAAUGCAUACUUGAAAAUGGUGACAAAAAUCUACAGCGAGCAAAGGGCAGUAAGAGUCAAAAGAGUCGUUGAUAAAAAACGCCUUGCCCGGAUAGAGCCAGAGAAACGCCCAGCCCGCUUAAAGUCCUAUUCGCAGAGUGAGUCUGACCUCCCAGAUAACCAGUCUACCAAUGCACAGUCACCGUUACCUGGGCAGGCAGACAACCAGUCAAGCAAUGCACAGACACCGCCACAUGGGAAGACAGACACCAGCAAGAUAAAUACAGGUCGUGGGAGGGUGCCCAGUCCAGGUCCCAGUCACAUGGAGGACAGUGAUGAUGACAUCUCACCCGAGGAGGCACAAAUGUUUGAGCAGGAAAAUAAAGCCAUUUAUGAAGAAAUGAAUAGUUUGUCAGAAGAAUUAAGUAAAAUACAUGGAAAGGUUGUAGAAAUAGCAAGUCUUCAAGAAAUAUUUACAGAGAAAGUUUUAACGCAGGAAGAAGACAUUCAAAGAAUAGCAGAUACUGCAGUCUUCACCACAGAGAAUAUUAAGGACGGAAAUGAGGAAAUAAGGGAGGCUAUGAGGAAGAAUGCAGGUUUCAGAGUGUGGAUUCUUUUCUUCUUGCUGGUGUUGACAUUUUCUCUACUUUUCCUUGACUGGUACAGUGGAUAGCAGGCUUUUAUAGUUAUUACUGGGCUCCGUACAUUUGGCGAAUGACUAAUGUCACUUGAUUGGGUUUGAUAUAUAGCUGUCUCGUGUUUUUAAGGUUUCCAUAACAUUGGAAAGAACCACUAAAAUAUAACAAACUUACAGGUGGAAUAUAAUCUAGUGCAUCAUUGUUAAGCCAUAAUUAUGCCUUGUUUGUAAAACAAAUUUAUGUACAAAUAAUUGCAAUAUAACUUAUAAUAUGUGUUCAUGUGUUUAAAGAUAUUCAAGAUAAUGCAUUGAAUAAAAUGUCAGAGGAUAUGAAUGUUGUCAUUUACGCAUAUAAAAGUCUAAUUUAAGUCUAAUUGAAAUGUGUUGAAUACACAUCCACAUACUCAGUUUGAAGCCAUCACCAGGUCCUUCAAAUAGGUGGGAUAAACAUCACAAGUUAUGGAGGGUAAACUUAAGUAAUGCCACUACUAAGGAUGCACUUGUGUGUUUAAAUUAUUGAUGCUCAUGUAAAAGGUGGCCAUUUCGUAUUAAAUAAACUUAUAAGAUUUGUUUUA